UGAAUUGCCGGAGAAGUGAGGAAAUCAUUGUCAUACAUCAGAAUGGGAAGAGGGCUGGGUUCGCAAAAUCUACCGGGUGACGUGGCAAAUGUCAUGGAUCAGUUAGAGAGGCAUUGCUUAGCACCAGAUGGAUCUCUCAUCUCCAAAUCUACUUACUACCAUCUCCAAGGAGCGAGAGAAGAGAUGUCAAAGGAGAGGCAGCGCUAUUUGGAAUCCUUAGCAAUAUACAUCGAAGCAACUGCGAUGGUAGAGGAUUACCAGCAGGCCCUUUCGGUGGCCAAUCUCGGUGGUAUUCGAGAUGUUCAGGGUGUAUACUCUCAAUUGGGCUUGAAAAACCCUCCUCAGGUUUAUGAGGCUCUUGAGCAUAGGAUGACUGUUGCGGAAGCAGCACAGAGAUUGAGGCUUCCUCUUAUCUCCAAAGACGGUGAUAUUCACGAGGAGGAAAUCGAAAAGUGGAGUACACUGUCUAGAAGUUCUUUUGAUAGCACAAGCACCAGCAUUACAUUAAACUCGAGCUCAAACUCAACUUAUCAAACCAAUGCAUCUGCAAUUGGAGCUGUUCCUGCAGCAAGCAGUGCUUCUACUACCAGUACAACUGAUGCAACAGAACCAGAUGUUGGUGGUGUUCCCAGUCGUUUCCUUGGAAUUACACCUGCAUAUUUAUGGCAAACUCAAUCACAUCAGAUGUCAUCAGUGGACGUGGCAGAAUAUCAGAGGUUGCUUUCACGGGAGAUUGGUAGCCGGUUAGAUGCUAAAUGUGAUAAGUUAGCCGAUGCAGUUGCUAUUGAUGACAUUGAUAUAUCUGCUGCCAGUCAAAUUUCAGCUGCCCGACUUCCAGAAAGGGUAAAGUUGAUCAUUGAGGAGAUUGAGAGAGAAGAAGAAGCAUGGCGUGAAGAUUUAUAUUCGUCUAACAGAAAAUUUGCAGAAUACUAUAAUGUUUUGGAGCAGAUCCUUGGUGUUCUUAUUAAGCUUGUCAAAGAUAUAAAGUUGGACCAUCAACAUAAAUAUGAUGAACUGCAAAAGACAUGGUUGUGCAAAAGAUGUGAGACCAUGAGGGCAAAAUUAAGAGUUCUGGAACAUAUUCUCCUACUUGAGACUUAUACCCCGGAAACUAUUCCCGCUCUUCACAAAAUAAGGAAGUAUUUGAUUGAAGCAACAGAAGAAGCAUCACUUGCUUACGAGAAAGCGGCUUCCCGCCUUCGUGAGUAUCAAGGGGUUGAUCCUCAUUUUGACGAAAUUGCUAGGCAGUACCACGACAUUGUAAAGAAAUUGGAGAGCAUGCAGUGGACCAUUAACCAAGUUGAAAUGGACUUGAAUCCUUUGCCUGCUCACUCCAGCACCUAAAGCUUCUUCAUAUUCAGUGCAAGGUUCAUGUAAUAUCCAUAGUGUUUUUUGUAUUAUAGGAACGUAUAUGAGAUUGCUGAUUCUCAUUUUUGCAUUUAUUAACUUUUGAAUUUCGAUA
This is a messenger RNA of Lycium ferocissimum, 1462 nucleotides long. Its product is annotated as AUGMIN subunit 4. Gene Ontology annotation, molecular function: microtubule minus-end binding. The coding region runs from base 43 to 1344 and encodes 433 amino acids. Gene Ontology annotation, biological process: spindle assembly. Gene Ontology annotation, cellular component: HAUS complex. The transcript is spliced from 13 exons. Lineage: Eukaryota; Viridiplantae; Streptophyta; Magnoliopsida; Solanales; Solanaceae. The record is from RefSeq and is a predicted model, not a curated record.